Amblyraja radiata (thorny skate) is the source of this 889-nucleotide messenger RNA. Its product is annotated as zinc finger protein 239-like. The transcript is spliced from 2 exons. Gene Ontology annotation, molecular function: RNA polymerase II cis-regulatory region sequence-specific DNA binding; DNA-binding transcription factor activity. The record is from RefSeq and is a predicted model, not a curated record. NCBI's taxonomy places the organism in Eukaryota, Metazoa, Chordata, Chondrichthyes, Rajiformes, Rajidae. Gene Ontology annotation, biological process: regulation of transcription by RNA polymerase II. The coding region runs from base 210 to 752 and encodes 180 amino acids.
AGCGUUAUGAGUGCGACGUGUGUGGCAAGGCCUGUCGGAACCCGAGCCGGCUGGAGAUCCACCGGCGGGUGCACACGGGAGAACGCCCCUUUGACUGCUCGGAGUGCGGCAAGAACUUCACCUGCUAUGACACCCUGCUGCAGCACAACCGCGUGCACUCCAGCGAGAGGCCAUUCACCUGCUCCGACUGCGGCAGCGGCUUCAAGACGAUGAAUCACCUGAAGUACCACCGGCGAGUGCACAUGGUCGAGAAGCCCUAUGGCUGCUCCACCUGCGGCAAAGGCUUUGUCCGGAAGUCAGGGCUGCGGGACCACCAGCGGGUACACAGCAGUGAGAGGCCCUUCACCUGCUCCGACUGCGGCAAAGGCUUCAAGUCGCCCAAGGACCUGAAGAAACACAGACGCGUGCACACCGGGGAGCGGCCCUACACCUGCAGCGACUGCGGCAAGGGCUUCACCCAGUCCAACUAUCUGCUGGUGCACCAUCGCACCCACACCGACGAGCACCCCUACACCUGCGCCCAGUGUGGCAAGGGCUUCACCCAGUCCAAUCACCUGCUGGAGCACCAGCGCACCCACACCGGCGAGCGCCCUUACACCUGCGCCCAGUGCGGCAAGGGCUUCAACCGCUCCACCAGGCUGCUCUCCCACCAGCGGGUGCAUGCCAGCGACCAUCCCUUCCUCAGCCCGGUGUGUGGAGAGCGCUUUGCCAUGGCCUCACACGCUCUGUCUCACCAGCGUGUGCACACCUAGAUAUGUUUGCUAAUGACAUUCCCUGUAGGAGGGAGGGGAGGAGAGUCAGACCAUGCUGUCUGCAUAAGUGAGGUUGUGGGCCCAGUGCUGAGGUGAUGUUCUGGCCCGCUGGUGGCCGUGGAGAGAGUGUGUGUGGG